GGUAAUCCCUGGAUUAUUGUAGGCGCAGUGUGACCUGGUCGUGUCCUGUUCUCUCUGAAAGCUGCAGUAACGUCGGUAGCGGGAUGUUUUUAUAUCAAUAACUGUGAUUAUUCGGCGCUGUGGAGGAGGCUGCUCGCUCUGCAGCUGCAGUUUGUUGUCAGGACUUGUGUGGACCAAGGACUCCUGAGGCUGUGGCAGACGGCUCAACAUUCCAGUUAAUCAGAUGAGAGCCAAUAUAAUCUCUGAACAAACUUGGUUCACAGAUCCAUUGACUUCAUUUGUUGAAUUAUGAUUUAAAUUAACUGAGUAGAGCAAAAACUUAACACUGACUCUGAGAUAUUUGCAGUGGAGGCACAAUGGAACCACAAUGCAAAUAACUACCAUAACGCUUUAGAGGAUUUAGAGGAUUCAGUGAUCAUACUGGGAGAAAUGAAAAUCAUGAAGAAACUAGAAUGACUCUCAGUAGAGAUCAAACCACAUUUAGAUCCACUCGAUCCAGAUUUUUCUUUGGAUCUGCACCAAAUUGCAAACAAUCCUAAUUCAGUCCCCUAAACAUGCCUGAUUUCAUAUCAACAAGAUCCAUGAUGAGUAUUUUCCACGUACUCCUGCAAGCAAACAAGUAAACAAAUUAACAAAUAGAGAUAAGAGCUAAUAAAAGAAAAGCCGUGAUACCAGUUGCUCCACUUACAGUAAUGUCGUUUGAACCAUAAUCCAAUGCAACAUAUUUUUGUUGUGUUUUUGCACAUCCACUCCUAUUUUAGAUUUUUAUUAUCCAGAAAUUCUUGGACCUGCUAAAUUCCCCGACACCCUCAUCAAAAGUGACUAUGUUUUAAAAAAAAACUUAUAAUGUUCAUCAACAGUUUAAAAAACAUUCAAGGCAGCGUUAGAAACCGAACCACUGAACCUCAUGUACAUGUGGCACAUUUAAUGAAAAAGACACAAAAUGACAUCAUCCCUGCACAGAAUGGCGAAUAGAGAUGACAUCAUAUUGUGAGAGGAAUAUCCUUUGAAUGACAUUUCCCUGUUUACAGCAUUUUUUGACUGAGCAAUCAGGAUCCUGCUGAGCCUUGAGGUCAGAGGUCAAAGAGUCAUGGGGACCAGGAGGGUGCUGGUGACCGGAUGCUCCUCCGGCAUUGGCUUGGCUGUGGCCGCACGGCUGGCUAAAGAUGAGCUGAGACGGUUUAAAGUGGUGGCCACAAUGAGGGAUCUCGGAAAACGGGGGCCCUUGGAAAAGGCGGCAGGAGCUUCCUUAAACAAGACCCUGGAAAUCAAACAGCUGGAUGUCUGUUGUGAAGCCUCCAUCAGAGAGUGUGUCAACAGCCUGCCGGAUAGAAGGGUGGAUAUUCUUGUGAAUAAUGCAGGUGUUGGCAUGAUCGGGCCACUGGAGUGCCAAAGUAUUGCUGCCAUGAAGGAGCUCUUCGACACAAACUUCUUCGGGCUAGCGCGGCUAGUGAAAGAGGUGCUGCCCGACAUGAAGCGACGGCAGAGCGGCCAUAUCGUUGUGAUGAGCAGCGUCAUGGGAAUACAGGGGCUUCUGUUCAAUGACGUCUACUCUGCCUCUAAAUUUGCUGUGGAAGGAUUUUGUGAAAGUCUGGCAGUGCAGGCAAUGAAGUUUAACAUCAAGACGACUCUUGUGGAACCUGGCCCUGUGGUGACGGAGUUUGAAAGAAAAGUGUACAAAGAUGCCGAGGAGAUGGAUCUAUCAGGGACAGACGAGGAGACGGCCAAAAUCUUCCAUGAAGUCUACCUGCCAUACUCGAAAAAGGUCUUUGCCUCGUUAGGCCAGACACCGGCAGAAGUGGCCGAGCAAACAAUUAAAGUCAUCACGGCCAAGGAACCUCCUCUGCGCCACCAGACCAACCGCCUGUACAUGCCCAUGACUGCACUGAAACAUGCAGAUCCAACCGGUCGCCUGCCUCUGGAAACCUUUCACAAGUUGAUCUUUAAACACGACCGGGUGCUCAAUGCUACUCUGGCCUUGCUUCGAAUGCUGCAGCGAAGAGGAGGAGACAAAUGAAUAACUUGGCUGUCGGGUUGCAAACACUAUGGAUGUUAUUCCGAAGGAAACAGUGGCUGACUGUACACACAACUUGUUGUCGCUAUUCUUUGAGAAUGACGUCCAGCUGUGAGGUGAAUGAACAUGUUUCUGUUAUCUGUGUGAGACAGUAACUACAGUGAUAAUAGUAAUUUGAUGUGUACUGUGAGUGUGUACAUGAAGCAUUUCUCACUGAGCAAUAUUAUAAAGCUUUCAAACUUUC
Messenger RNA from Hippoglossus stenolepis (Pacific halibut), 2258 nucleotides. RefSeq names its product retinol dehydrogenase 8. Gene Ontology annotation, cellular component: cytoplasm. The record is from RefSeq and is a predicted model, not a curated record. Gene Ontology annotation, molecular function: estradiol 17-beta-dehydrogenase [NAD(P)+] activity. Lineage: Eukaryota; Metazoa; Chordata; Actinopteri; Pleuronectiformes; Pleuronectidae. Gene Ontology annotation, biological process: estrogen biosynthetic process. Bases 1091 to 2017 code for a protein of 308 amino acids. The transcript is spliced from 7 exons.